AUGCUGAGGGCCACCGUGGGCUCGGUGCAGGAGAGAGACGAGGAGCAGGAGGAUGAAGGUGAAGAAGAGCUGAGGGACGGAGGCGUGCCUUUCUACGUGAACAGAGGAGGCCUCCCGGUGGACGAGGAGACUUGGGAGAGGAUGUGGCGCCAUGUGGCUCGCAUACACCCCAACGGUGAGGCUUUGGGGAAGGAGAUCCGGGGUGCCACCGACCUGCCCAAGGUUCCAAUACCGAGUGUGCCUACAUACCAGCCUACCACCACGAUCCCCCAGCGCCUGGAAGCCAUACAGAAAUACAUCAGGGAAUUGCAGUACAAUCACACAGGAACACAGUUUUUUGAAAUUAAGAAGAGCCGGCCUCUUACUGCGUUGAUGGACAUUGCUAAAGAGAUGACGAGGGAGGCUCUGCCAAUCAAAUGCCUGGAGGCGGUGAUCCUGGGGAUUUACCUCACCAACAACAUGCCAGGUGUGGAGCGCUUCCCCCUCAGCUUUCAGUCUCAGUUCUCAGGGAACCACUUCCACCACAUCGUGCUGGGAGUCCACAGCGGGGGGCGCUUCGGCGCGCUGGGCAUCAGCCGGAGGGAGGACCUCAUGUUCAAGCCCCUGGAGCUGCGGACGCUGAUGGACUUGGUGCAAGAGUUCGAAGCAGCCUACAGGGGCUAUUGGCACACCCUGCGCAAGGUCAGGAUCGGCCAGUACGUGUCCCACGACCCUCACAGCGUGGAGCAGAUAGAGUGGAAGCAUUCGGUGCUGGAUGUGGACAAGCUGACCAAGGAGGAGCUACGGAAGGAGCUGGAGAGGCACACUCGAGACAUGAGGCUGAAGAUAGGAAAGCCUGCACCGCCCUCUCCCACCAAAGACAGGAGAAACAGCAUGGGCUCCCCCCUCAGAGGGCAAAGCAGCCCCGUACGCAGGAUCAGCCGUGUUGAGAGACGUCCCUCCGGAGAGAAGAAGGCUUUGGAGCAAAAACCGUCUGCAGACAUGAAUGGAUACCAGAUUCGAGUCUGAAGGACAGUUUUAGCUUGCUUGUAAAGUCACAAGGUACCACAUCACUUGUUCAUGGGGCCGCCG
Chelmon rostratus (copperband butterflyfish) is the source of this 1071-nucleotide messenger RNA. It is a transcript of the gene vash1, whose product is annotated as vasohibin 1. Gene Ontology annotation, cellular component: cytoplasm. The record is from RefSeq and is a predicted model, not a curated record. Lineage: Eukaryota; Metazoa; Chordata; Actinopteri; Chaetodontiformes; Chaetodontidae. The transcript is spliced from 7 exons. The coding region runs from base 1 to 1008 and encodes 335 amino acids. Gene Ontology annotation, biological process: regulation of angiogenesis.